AUGUCGAGAAUCCCCUCACUAUCAACACUACUAUCCCGUCGUUCAAAUCCAGCUAUAAUACCAAUAGCACCUACACGAUCAGGAAACAAUAAACCGAAAUCAUUACAAAAGACCAAAAGAACUUUCAAACCUAAUUUAACAAGGGUGGAUUGGCCAGUUACAUUACUUGGUGAACCUGUUGGACGGGGAGAUGCUUUACCUAAACUGCGUGGUGUCAAAACUCAAAUGAGAAGAGUUAGGGACGUUGAAAAAGCUGGUGGAAUAGAAGGUUUGUUGCUCUCACGUCAAUCAAAAGAUCUGACUCCAUUCGGAGCAUAUCUGCGUUCACAAGUAUUCAGUCAAUUACACCGUAUCAAAAUCGAUCUGGAAGCUGAAAAGGCAGCUAGGAGGGCUGCGGGUGGUAAAUUACCUCUGGAUGGGGUUGAUGCAGGUAGUAUAGCUGAGGAGAACGCAAAUCGUGAUUUACCAUUAUUGGAGGGAAGAUAG
Kwoniella shivajii is the source of this 486-nucleotide messenger RNA. RefSeq lists its product as uncharacterized. Lineage: Eukaryota; Fungi; Basidiomycota; Tremellomycetes; Tremellales; Cryptococcaceae. The transcript is spliced from 2 exons. The coding region runs from base 1 to 486 and encodes 161 amino acids. The record is from RefSeq and is a predicted model, not a curated record.